CGCGGAGGAUCAGACUAAAGUGGAAGAGAGGUGUUCCGCUGUCAUUGCAGUAGAAGUUCACAAUGGCAGUGCAACGCCGAGGAAACGUUAAAACCGCAGACACAAGUAGCAUUGAGAAAAAAAUUAAAAGGGGGAUUGCACAGAGACAGGCUUCAUCGUACAGAGGGUUUGCUGCUGUUCUGGUGGCCCUGGUUGGCACAUGUGCCCUGCUGACUUGGCUGUGGUCCAUCUGGACUAAUGACAUCACGCACACUAUGGUUUCCAGAGGGGAAGUACUUACAGAGCCCAGAGUGUUCAUGAUCCAGUGCUCUGAAGAUUAUAAAAAAUACAAGCACUUCCCAGGCUGCACACCUACCAAAUGUGGCCGCGUGGUUUUAGACAGUGUUGUAACCACAGACGAGGCACGUACACUGAAGAGGCUAGCAGAAAGGGGCCUGGCCCUCGGUGGUUCAGAUGGUGGUGCAUCCAUUCUGGAUCUGCACUCUGGAGCUUUGUCGAUGGGAAAAAAGUUCGUAAAUAUCUACAGGUAUUAUAGUAACGAAAUAAGAGAUAUCUUCACUGAAGACGAUUUUGAGCUUUACAGGAUUGUGCGUGGCAGAAUUCAGAAGGUGAUUGCUGAAACUUUUGGGUUGGACUUCAAUAAACUGUACCUUACCAAACCCACCUUCUUCUCCCGUAUGAACAGCACCAGUGCUAAGACCACUCAUGAUGAGUACUGGCACCCACAUAUUGACAAGGUGACAUACGGGUCCUUUGACUACACUUCAUUACUCUACCUAACAGACUACGGCGUGGAUUUUGGAGGGGGUCGAUUUAUCUUUAUAGACCCGAAUAGCAACCGAACAGUGGAGCCUCGCUCAGGGCGAGUCUCUUUCUUUUCCUCAGGCUCAGAGAACCUCCACCGUGUGGAGAAGGUGACAUGGGGCACGCGUUACGCCAUCACUGUGUCCUUCACUUGUGACCCCGAUUAUGCUAUAGCUGAUCCCAGCUUACCAUAGGGUCCUCCGGAGAUAAUGUCUGGAGCCCUGGGACAAAAGAAAAAAAAAUACAUGAGAAA
Messenger RNA from Clarias gariepinus (North African catfish), 1057 nucleotides. It is a transcript of the gene ogfod3, whose product is annotated as urotensin-2 receptor 2. The transcript has 9 exons. NCBI's taxonomy places the organism in Eukaryota, Metazoa, Chordata, Actinopteri, Siluriformes, Clariidae. Gene Ontology annotation, molecular function: iron ion binding; L-ascorbic acid binding; oxidoreductase activity, acting on paired donors, with incorporation or reduction of molecular oxygen. Gene Ontology annotation, cellular component: membrane. The record is from RefSeq and is a predicted model, not a curated record. Bases 63 to 998 code for a protein of 311 amino acids.